Fragaria vesca subsp. vesca is the source of this 771-nucleotide messenger RNA. Its product is annotated as zinc finger CCHC-type and RNA-binding motif-containing protein 1-like. Bases 1 to 771 code for a protein of 256 amino acids. Gene Ontology annotation, biological process: mRNA splicing, via spliceosome. Lineage: Eukaryota; Viridiplantae; Streptophyta; Magnoliopsida; Rosales; Rosaceae. The record is from RefSeq and is a predicted model, not a curated record. The transcript has a single exon. Gene Ontology annotation, molecular function: zinc ion binding; RNA binding. Gene Ontology annotation, cellular component: U12-type spliceosomal complex.
AUGGCGCCAAAGAAGAAGAGGAGCGCCACCAACAGCGACGACGACGAUGAAUUGGACUCCCUCUGCAACCGCUACCCCUCCGCCCCGCAGGCCCAAAAGCCCACAAAAUCCACCGGGUCGGGUUCGGGUUCGGGUCCCGGAUCCACCCUAGCGCCGUCGAAAUCGACCCUCUACGUGGCCAACCUGGACUACUCCCUAACCAACUCCGACCUCCACAGCCUCUUCUCCCGCUUCGGCAAGAUCGCCCGCGUCACCGUCCUCAAGGACCGCGACACGCGCCGCAGCAAAGGCGUCGCCUUCGUCCAGUUCGUCACGCGCGACGACGCCGUCGCCUCCGCGCGUGAGAUGCACGGCAAGAUCCUCAACGGCCGGAAGCUCUCGGCGUCGAUCGCCGCGGACAACGGACGCGCCGCCGAGUUCAUAAAGAAGCGGGAGUACAAGGACAAGAGCCGCUGCUACGAGUGCGGCGACGAGGGGCAUUUGAGUUAUGAGUGCCCCAAGAACCAGCUCGGGCCGAGGGAGCGGCCGCCGCAGAAGAAACCGAGGCGCGGCGGAGGUGGUAGAGGUGGUGGGGAGGCGCGUGGGGAGGACGAGGUGGAGUGGGAGAGUGGGGGAGAGAGGUUUGAGGAGGAUAAUUGGGCUUCUGUGGUGGAUGGUGGGGCCGGGGAGAGGUUGUUGAGUGAGGAGAUGGAGGAGGAGAAGAAGAGGAAGAAGAAGGUUAAGAAAGGAGGCUACUUUAGUGAUGAGAGUGAUCAUGAUGAUGAGGAUUAG